CCUCCCAUAUUACCUGGCCAUGCUCUCCGUCCCUUACAAUACAUAUGUACUUGGUCCGCCUCGGCUCCAAGCCCUGGAGAUGAAUGCCUCUGUGGAACGUCUCACUAUCCUCAACAGUCCUCAAUGCGUAUUCCUGAAGGUCAAGUGGCCGAACUUCGCGGAAAAGACGGUGUUGCCGGAUUAAAUUCUAGAGUAAAAGUUUCCCGAACAACCAUCGAAAUACGAGGCUCAAGUAUGUAAUCAGCGUAUUCAUGCACUGCACGAUUCUCCAUAUGCCGGCAACAUGUGUGCCGACCCUGGUAACAUCGGCGCCUAACACACAUGGUCAAGACCCUCGUGGGCCGAAACCCAGCGCAAACUGCACGCUAUAGAUAUACAUAUAAUCUAAUUGUGCAGUCGAUUUGAUUGCGUGAACAGGAUGAAUAGGUACUCGUGAUAAACCGCCGCGGCGGCGAAAUUGUUCGAUACACUUGGCCAUAAACUUUGGUUGCCAUCAAAACAUACUCUGUCAAUGUCCCCAUUGCACCUUUUAAAAGAGGAAAUCAACGUCGAGAUUUCAUUCCAGGAAGCCUUACAGCAUAUAGCCAUUUUGCAAGCCUUCUGAGCCAAUUUUGUUUUUUUUUUUUUCGAUAUGGCCGCAUCUGAACGCAUCGAGCAUGAGCUCGUCGCUCGACACUCCACGGACCACAGCAAUGCUGAGAGCUUUAAGGAGUAUUUUGGCUACGACCCCGAGGCUAUUCCAUGUCAAGGUGGUCCAGUGCUAUGUGACUACUUGGACGCAGUGUACCAGGGGCAAGCAAAGUCGAUGCUCUAUACAUUCGUUUUGUGGGCUGUCAUCGGAGGAAUCAUCCUCUUCAUCAUGCUCGGACGUCUUUUGAGGCCACACCGAAGGAACGGAGACAACGAAAAGCAGUCGACAUUAUAUCGCAGCACAAGGUCUCUGGCAGCUGCUAGUCGGAAGGCUUUGCUUCCAGAGGGGUUUCAGAGCUUGUUUCCCAACACAACGAGGUUGCAAGUGCUGAUUUUUUCGAUUUUCUUCGUCUAUAUCACUCUUUUCACAUUUCUGGGCAUAGAAUACAAGAAGUGGUACACACCGGCGAAAGGGACCGACAAGUUCAGCAUACGAACAGGUCUAGCUGGCUUUAGCAACCGCAUUGGUGCGCUUUCAUAUGCCCUCACGCCGCUUACUGUUGCUCUCUGCAGUCGCGACUCAAUCCUGAGUCUUCUCACUGGGAUCCCAUAUCAGCACUUCAACUUCUUGCAUCGAUGGACUGGACGUAUCAUUCUUGUCCAAUCCUUUGUACAUACCAUCGGAUGGACCAUCAUCGAAGCCCGUCUCUACCAGCCGCAGCCGAAGUAUUACGCCGAUUUCAUAAAGCAGACGUAUGCCAUAUGGGGCGUUGUUGCGCAAAGCUUCAUCACGUUCUUGUUCGUCUUCAGCCUUCGCCCCGUUAUUCGUUGGACAGGCUAUGAAUUCUUCAAGAUCACACACCUCAUCUUCGCUGGUCUAUUUUUUGGCGCUUGCUGGGGCCACUGGGACAAGUUAGCAUGCUGGAUGAUCGCCUCGCUGGGACUUCUAGGCGUCGAGCUCGGCAUGCGCGUCGUACGUCUCUGCCUCAUUCAUUUCGGUUACAAAGACGGCAACAAGGGCAUCGGUUUCCGUACAAUCAACUCAAAAGUGGAAACUUUCAAGGACCCUUCCGGCACUAUCGUUCGCAUGACCUUCACACAUAGUCACCGGACUUGGAAGAUAGGUCAGCAUUUCUACCUCACCUUCCCUGCCCUGAGCAUCUGGCAAUCUCAUCCCUUCACUCCGGCUUCGGUCCCAUCAGCGUCGGGCACUCAUCCAACUCACACCUACAUCAUUCGCGCGCGAAAUGGUGAAACCGGUAAGCUCGGCGCCCUCGCCGAAUCCAGCACAUCUGAGAAAGAGAACACUUUCGAGACUCCCGUAGUCAUGCUCGGUCCUUACGGCCUCUCCACCGUCGACACCGAAGCCACCAACAUCCUCGCCAUCGCCGGCGGCACAGGAAUCUCGUUUACUCUCCCCACUGUAAUGAGCGCACUCGCCGACCCAACCUCGAUUGCACAGAAUAUCGAGAUGGUGUGGAUUAUCCGACACAUCGACAAUCUUUCCUGGAUUGGCCCCGAACUCACGGAACUGAGAUCCUACCUAUCCGACGCCUCUUCUCCGUCGUCAUCGUCAGACUUCAAAUCCGCACAAACAACUGUUAGCUCGCAGAAGAAGCGCUUCCGCAUCCGCAUCUUCGUCACUCGUGCCCCGGAAACACGUACGCAUGUCCACCCUGUGAUUUCCACUAGUAUAGUAGCGCCCAAAAGCGACCUCGAGAUUAGUUCGGCAUCGAGCACGGCGUCGGAACCUACGCACAGCCAUGAGAUUCAGCAACUUAUUGCACCGCACCCGGACUUCAAAGUUGAGUAUCUCGAUCAUAUUCGACCGGGCGUAGAAAGUAUGCUUUCUUCAUUCUUAGACGAGACAGUUGAGGAAGGGCGGACGCAGGUUCUUGGAUCUGGACCCGCGGAGUUGGGGACUGAUAUCAGGGCUGGUGUGGCUAGGAGGAAUGAAGCGGGGAGGGUCUGGAAGGGAGACGAGAGAGGUGAUGUUCGAUGUGUGUGGGAUGAUAGAUUGGGAUAG
Periconia digitata is the source of this 2656-nucleotide messenger RNA. NCBI's taxonomy places the organism in Eukaryota, Fungi, Ascomycota, Dothideomycetes, Pleosporales, Periconiaceae. The record is from the annotation of a GenBank genome assembly.